AAUCAAUACUUUUAAUAAUGUUUAGUGAUCGUUCUCUCGAAGCCGUGAGUUUCAACUCACAACUAUCUACAACGAAAUCGCAGCAAUCGACAGACGUACAGACAACGGAAAUUGUUUAUGAUGAUAAACCCGUACAAACAAUCGAAACAAGAACCGUCGAGACCCAAACGAUAACUGAAGAAAAAAAGAAGCCAGAUAUAAACUAUGGUAGGUUGGCUCAAUUUCUGAACAGAGUUGCACCAAGCAUAUUAGAAGCUUUAGAUGAAUCAUGUGGAACCAAUGCAUUUGAAGAUUAUGAGCCAAAGACUGAUGAAGAUACACUUACAACCACACAACUUCUCCAAAAGAUUCAUAGCACUAAUGAAUCAGAUUCCAAGAUGAAAGUAAGCGAUAUAAGUUGGAGUAUUGGAGGAGGAACUCUAGUUGUUUCUCAUGGCAUUUCUUAUCACCAAACAUGGUGUGACCAUCUGUCUAAAUUGCAACUUUAUAAUCAGACAAAGGAGGGUAACUUUACAGAGAAUCCAAACAAAACAUUAGAAACAAAUGCCUGUGUCACAACACUAGCUUAUCAUCCAACUGAACCAUCCAUUAUAGCAGCUGGCUUGUUCAAUGGUGAUGUUCUUGUAUGGAACUUAAGAGGGGAUGAUGGAUCAAUGACACCAACAACAAUUUGCACCCAUGGUGAUUCUGUAUCUCAAAUAUAUUGGAAAGCAAGAACCAUAAAUGAUGUAUCAUUGCUAGUUAGCUCUAGUAAAGACGGAUACAUCUUUAUCCACAGGAUGGUGGCCAAUUUUACGAUUGCUCGCGUAUACAAACGACUGAAAGUAGUUAAAGAGCAUAAUCCAAUAGAGAGCUCAAGACCACGUAGUGCGGGUGGAACACGCGAACGUGCUGUGGAAUCUGGAUUAUGUAUUACCACCUUUGACUUUUCAUCUAGAGAUCCUAUAUUCUUCAUUGUAGGUACUUUAUGUGGUGGAAUAUACAAGUGUAGCUUAGAUCGCAUUGCUCCUAUUGAAGGAGACGAAACUCUCAUGGAUCCCGUGAUAGACGAGUAUGAAAGACACGAGGGCAGCAUUACGUGCAUUAAAUGUUCUCCCAUUCAUAAUCUCUUUGUUACUUCCAGCACAGACAAGGAAUUACGUAUAUACGACUUCGAAGAGCACACAUGCCUGCGAUCGAUUUCUACCGAAAAUACAAUCGUAGGAUUAACGUGGAUGAUAGGAAAUCAAGAUAUACUGGCGUCUUAUGGCGCUGGCUCUAAUAUAGGAUUAUACAACGUCACCGAUGGUAAAGUCAUAACAAACGUGAAUUUUGAAAGUACUAACAGAGAAAACACUAGCUGUCUACGUGUGAAUUCGAAGAAAGGUAUGGUGGCUAUUGGCGACGCCCAAGGAAAUAUCGAAAUUUGGAAAAUCCCAAGACAAUUAUUCUAA
Habropoda laboriosa is the source of this 1433-nucleotide messenger RNA. Its product is annotated as WD repeat-containing protein 34-like. The transcript has 9 exons. Lineage: Eukaryota; Metazoa; Arthropoda; Insecta; Hymenoptera; Apidae. Bases 18 to 1433 code for a protein of 471 amino acids. Gene Ontology annotation, biological process: intraciliary transport. Gene Ontology annotation, molecular function: dynein light chain binding; dynein heavy chain binding. Gene Ontology annotation, cellular component: ciliary plasm; cytoplasmic dynein complex. The record is from RefSeq and is a predicted model, not a curated record.